AAGUUGUCUUUCUCAGGUAUAACUUCUGCAAAAUUUUGGCAAAUAGUAAUGGUACUAUAUUGGUCGCAAUACGUAUUCAUAUUUACUAAUAUUGUUUCUUUUCCUCUCUAUUUGCUAAUUAUGGUUGUAUGCGUGAAAGAGUAUAAACACAAUCCUGCACAGAAGGCAUUCAACCUACUUGUUAUCUCUCAGGGUGUGAUGGAUAUUCUGCUAAUGGCAAGCUACUUCACUUUCGGAACAUUACGUCUAUCAGAGUUAGUAAACGGAUUCUUCUGGACUUAUAAAGACUACAAAAUUGCAAUGUGGUGUUAUAAUCAAACCUAUGUAUCGUCUAUAUUACGGUGCUUCGGAGUGCUCGUAAUUUCAUUUCAGCGAUAUAUUUCUCUAUGUAAAACUUAUCAACACCUCAUACCGCUGGAUAUUACCUAUGAUGCAGUGGACCGUACCAAUACUAAAACCCACUGUAUAGUAGGCAGAAGGAGCUAUUUGGGUUACUCAACCCGUCUCUGCAACCCACACUUCUACAUAAAUAUUACCCGAGCUUAUUUUUUGAAUUCAUUCUCUCACCCAUCCAUCUUU
Haemonchus placei is the source of this 579-nucleotide messenger RNA. The record is from the annotation of a GenBank genome assembly. Lineage: Eukaryota; Metazoa; Nematoda; Chromadorea; Rhabditida; Trichostrongylidae.